This is a messenger RNA of Ahaetulla prasina, 5233 nucleotides long. RefSeq names its product epidermal growth factor receptor pathway substrate 8 (gene EPS8). Gene Ontology annotation, biological process: regulation of Rho protein signal transduction; positive regulation of ruffle assembly; Rho protein signal transduction. Gene Ontology annotation, molecular function: actin binding. The record is from RefSeq and is a predicted model, not a curated record. Bases 76 to 2529 code for a protein of 817 amino acids. The transcript is spliced from 21 exons. Gene Ontology annotation, cellular component: ruffle membrane; vesicle; plasma membrane. NCBI's taxonomy places the organism in Eukaryota, Metazoa, Chordata, Lepidosauria, Squamata, Colubridae.
UCCAUAGGCUUACUGCAGCAGCAACAACAACAACAACAAGAAGAAGAAGUCAUCAGUAAGGAAGUGGUGAUCAGAAUGAAUGGGCAUAUUUCAAACACUCAUCCCAACGUAUAUGGAAAUUAUCCUUCUCAAGUAAAUGGAUAUGGAUCACCAACAUUUUCUUCAAGGGACAAGGAUCAGAGUUCAAAGACAAGCGCAAAAGCUUUGUACGAGCAAAGGAAGAAUUAUGCACGAGACAGCAUCAGCAGCAUUUCAGAGAUAACACAAUACCAUGUGGAGCACCUGACCACUUUUGUCCUGGAUCGGAAAGAAGCCAUGAUCACAGUUGAUGAUGGAAUAAGGAAGCUGAAACUCCUGGAUGCGAAAGGCAAGGUCUGGACACAAGACAUGGUUCUUCAAGUGGACGACAAAGCUGUCAGUCUAGUGGACUUAGAAUCCAAGAAUGAACUUGAGAACUUCCCCUUGAACACAAUACAGCAUUGCCAGGCUGUGAUGAAUUCAUGCAACUAUGACUCCAUCCUUGCUCUGGUAUGCAAAGAGCCAUCGCAAAGCAAAGCAGACCUCCAUCUUUUCCAGUGUGAUGAAGUCAAGGCCAACUUCAUCCACAAUGAUAUCGAAAGCGCGAUCAGCGAUAGCAAAGGAGGGAAACCAAAGCAGCGACUUGAAACACUCAGGAUGAUUUCCAGAUCAGAGAGUGCCAUUCCUCCACCUCCCAGAGCCCCAGCUCCUGUCCCCCCAGGGACUGUUACACAGGUGGAUGUCCGGAGCCGGGUGGCAGCUUGGUCUGCAUGGGCAGCUGAACAGGGAGAUUGUGAGAAACCAAAGCAAUACCACGAGCAUGAAGAAACGGCUGAAAUGAUGGCAGCUAAGAUUGAUCGAGAUGUUCAAAUCCUGAAUCAUAUUCUGGAUGACAUUGAAUAUUUUGUCACCAAGCUUCAGAAAGCAGCAGAAGCUUUUACAGAACUUUCAAAGCGGAAGAAAAGCAAGAAAAAUAAGAAGAAAGGACCAGGUGAGGGGGUCUUAACCCUCCGUGCAAAGCCUCCAUCUCCGGAUGAAUUUGUGGACUGUUUGCAAAAAUUUAAGCAUGGUUUCAACCUUUUGGCUAAAUUAAAGUCACACAUCCAGAAUCCCAGUGCAACUGAACUAAUUCACUUUCUGUUUACUCCUCUAAAUAUGGUGGUACAAUCAACAGGAGGGCCUGAGCUCGCUAGCACGGUGCUCAGCCCCCUUUUGACAAAAGACACAAUCGAGUUUUUACGCUGCAUUGUCACAAGUGAAGAAGGACAACUCUGGGUAUCUCUAGGGAAUGCAUGGACCAAAGCCAGAGCUGAGUGGCCCAAAGAGCACUUCAUCCCACCCUACGUGCCACGAUUCAGGAAUGGCUGGGAGCCUCCUUUGCUAAGCUUCAUGGGGGCCCCAAAUGAGCAAGAACUCAACCAGUUGGCUGAGUCUGUGGCCAACGUGGCGGAACAGCAGAGGAAGCAAGAAAUGAAAAGAUUGUCAAGCGAGCAUCCCAGCAUCUCAGAUUAUCCUCCAUCUGAAGGGUAUGCAUUCAGUAACACAGCUUACAAAAGAGGGCCUCUGCCGGACCAGGGGGCAGCUGUGGCUGCUUUUAAGCAAAGUGUUAGCCGACAUGUAGAUAGAAAUUAUGAAGCGCAUAAAACCCCAACCAAGAAAUUCGCCAAAACCAAGUAUGACUUUGUGGGAAGAAACCAGAGUGAGCUUUCUGUUCUGAAGGAUGACAUUUUAGAGAUUCUUGAUGACAGAAAGCAAUGGUGGAAAGUCCAGAACGCAAAUGGAUUGACUGGAUUUGUGCCAAAUAACAUCUUGGAACCUCUCAGAUCUCCUGAAGGUGUUUGUACGGAGCCAGCAUAUACGCACACCAUACAGAAACAAAGGACGGAGUUUUCUCCAAAGCAGCCAGACCCCAUGCCUGCUGCUCCUUCACCACCGCAGAUGCCGCUUCCGGUCCCUCUCCCUCCCUGUAUCCCUGCUCCGGUCCCUGUUCCGAUGCCAAAAGUCCCUGGGGCCAUCAGCCGCCAGAGCAGCACAUCAAGCGAUGGUGGCCGGGAUGGCCAGAGGCAAAAACUGCCACCUGUUGACCGAAGGAAAUCUCAGAUGGAGGAAGUUCAAGAUGAACUCAUUCACCGUCUCACCAUUGGUCGCAAUACUGCCCAAAAGAAGUUCCAAGUGCCACGCUCCAGUGCCCCCGUAGUCAAUAUCAACUACGAAUCCUCUCCCGAAGACAUUAAAGUUUGGCUACAGGCCAAAGGAUUCAACUCAGUGACCGUGAACAGCCUUGGAGUUUUGACUGGUGCACAACUGUUUUCCCUCAACAAAGACGAACUUAAAUCUGUGUGCCCAGAAGGCGCCCGAGUCUACAGCCAAAUUACUGUUCAGAAAGCAGCACUAGAUAAUUCCAGUGAAAGUUCCGAACUGCAAGAGAUCAUGAAAAGGCGGAAGGAGAAACUCAACGCCGCUGCCACUGAUUCAGGGGUCGAAUCUUUUGAUGAGAGCAGUGGUCACUAACAGACUCAUCUACAAAUAUUUUGUGGUUUAUUGUUGAGUGGGGGAAAUGGUUGUUCUUGGCAUUGUUCCAUCAUGCUUUGUUUUAGGAAGCCAUGAGGGGGAAAUGUCGGGGGAUUGUCUCUAUUUAUGUAACUAGGAUAUCAUGCCAUUAAGGGAGCAUGCAAUUGGGAGCCAAGAGGGAGGAUACAAUUGCUGUUUCGCCUCUCCCUUGACGGGGGAAAAAAUACAGAGAAGAAUAUUCCCUGGAGGGGUUCCUUAACCAGGCCUCCUGAGAGAGAAAUUCAUGCUUUGCUCAUCUUUUUUCCACAGCCUAGCAAAGUCACAUUGCAAUAUUUUUUUUUUGAGUUGCCCUCGGACUGAGCCAUCUGAUGAAAUGUGUUGAAAUCUGCAGUCGAGCAGAAAGUCCCAAAGGCGCGAUCCGGCCAGCGUUGAUUCUCUUGUCCAGGCCCCGUUGAGUUCAACAGCAACAACCCAAAAAAAAAAAAAAAGUGAAACCGAUAUUUAAAAUGUCUGCCAUUGAAAUCAACAGGACCGCAAAGGGUUUUAUGAUGGCACAACAUUCCUUUGAUUCAUGCCAUCCGUACGGUUUGCCAUAAUUAUGGACUGCGGCUUUUCUUAUCUUCCAGCGCUUAAGAUUUCCACAUUUAUGUAGAAGUUCCCAGAUGUAUUUUUUAAUUAUAUGAUCAAUGACCACGCUAAUCUUACAAGCACAGAUUAAACUCUUCUAACGGCAUCAUGUCAUGAUUUCUUAAUGGAAGUGUACAUAGCAAUGUAAUUUAUUCUGCAUUUCAAUUAUUGGUCUGUUUUUUGGGGAGGGAUAAGUACGAAUCAAGGAAAACACUAAUACAAUAAACAAUAGCACAAAUUUUAAAAAGUAGGGGCGUUUAGUUCUUAUUUUGAUAUCCAUGUGGUAGUUCACAGUAUUAUUUCUUAAUAGUAUUGCAUUUUUUUUUAAUUUAAAAAAUAUAUAUUUCACUUCACCAGAUGAAAAGGAAAAGGGGGGAAAAGGAGGGGGGGAAGGUGUUUAUAAAUGUUUUUUUAAAAAAGCUACAAAAUUCCGUCUUGAUUUCCAAUUUAAAUCUUUUUUAAAAUAUAGCCAAAAUAUUCCAGCAAAUACAGGAGUAUGAUUUUUUUUUUCUGUGCAAAAUGUUCUUUUCUGUCACGUGGCACAUCAAGGCAAAAUAGGGGGGGGGAAAUGUGUCCGUUGACCAACUUAGAUGAGAUGUAUUGAUUUUCAUGGUGCCUUUUUUUUUUCAUGACUCCUCAAAGUCUGCAAUAAACACUGAUGUACGUGAACUGAUGUACGCGAAGUGUGUUUGCAUUGUCUGUUAUGAGAAAGAGGAUGCGAGUUUUUCUUUUGCAUUCCAAAGAACAGGUGUCUUUUUAAAAAAUAAAUAAAUAAACCAUCAGCAGAGAGCGAUGGAAUCAUCCCAAGGUAGUUCUACCGCUUCACAAGUUUAAAAACUUCUUUCUGCUUUGUACAAAAUGUUCCCACUCUCCGCUCAGAAGGCUCUGCUUUUUAAGGAUCCCUCUAAUGUACCUGCUAGAAAUCAGUGUUUCUCCAACUUAGAAUACAAUUGGAAUAGAGCUGGAAGGGACCUUGGAGGUCUUCUAGUCCAGGGGUCCCCAAUCUUUCGGACUUCAGGGACCACUAAAUUCAUAAUUUUAACUCCCGCGGACCACUAAUAUGAUCUGCCUAAUGACCGGCUGGGUGGGUGUGGCUAGGUUGUCAUGUGACUGAGUGGGUAUGGCCAACUCAAUGUCACUCACGUCGAGGGGCGCCUCACCGGCCUCUACUCACCCCUCCCCUGCCAGCCACUCCUCGCCUCCCCGCCCGGGCUCCUUAGGGUCCCAACAGGAAGCAGUUGUUGGAGCUAAGCAGCUACCAUGAAUAAAGUUGGCAAAACAGCUCAGUUCAAAUUGGAUCUUACCGAGAAGGGGGCUUAGCAGAAGCACGUCACUGAGGACUAGGAGUAUAGGCUUUCCAAGCAGAGGGAAGACCUGUGAGAGUGCAAGGCCAGGUACCCGCACCUGGAGGCUCAGUGGGCUGAGAUGGACAGCCAGUUCCAGGCCAUGGUGCAGUCCCCCUGGAACAAGGGCUUCCGGCUCUUCGCCACCAGCGGCACUUCCCUCCAGCCUUCGCCCAAAGUCCUGCACCAGGAGACUGAAGCAGAUCCCAAGUCAGAAUUUCUGGCCCCCUCUGACCUACACAAAAAGACCCCGAAGGGGGAGACUCUCUGCAGCAAGCAGGAGAAUCUAUGCCAGUGAUGGCAAACCUUUUCGGCACCAAGUGCCCAAACCAGAACACACAUGCGCACGCCAGCCAUCUGGUCUUUGGGUUUUCGGCAUGUGCAUGCGCACUGGCUAGCUGGUCUUCGCAUGCUCCAGAGCGUCGGGAACCCGACGACCAAGUGGCUGGCACACACAUGCUCCAGCUUGUGCAAAGACCACCUGGCCGAGAACCAGAAGAGCAACUGGCGAUGGCGUGCAUGCCAACAAAGAGGACCCUGUGUACCACCACGGCCCUAUACCAUUUCAGACGAGUAGCUGUCCAGUCUUUUCUUAAAAACCUCCAAUGAUGAAGCACCUACAACUUCUGAAGGCAAGCUGUUCCACUGGUUAAUUGUCCUCACUAUUAGGAAGUUUCUCAUUAAUUCCAGGUUGCUUCUCUCCUUGAUUAGUUUCCAUCCAUUAUUUCUUGUCC